CCACCGAGGAGGCGGGAGCGCGGGUUGGUGGGCCGCCGCGUCGUGCCUCGGGCGCGAGCCUCUCGCCGCCGCUGCCUGAGGGGAAGGAGCCGAGCCGGGAGGAGAAGAUGAUUGAGGAGAGCGGGAAGAGGAGGAGAACGAUGGCGGAGAAGAGGCAGCUGUUUAUGGAAAUGAGGGCUCAGAACUUCGACGUCAUCAGAUUGUCAACGUAUCGGACUGCCUGCAAACUGAGAUUUGUGCAAAAACGAUGUAAUCUUCACCUUGUGGAUAUCUGGAAUAUGAUAGAAGCCUUCCGAGAUAAUGGCCUUAACACAUUGGAUCACAAUACGGAGAUCAAUGUGUCUCGAUUAGAAACCAUCAUUUCCUCCAUCUACUACCAGCUGAACAAACGCCUUCCUUCUACUCACCAGAUCAGCGUGGAGCAAUCCAUCAGCCUUCUCCUCAACUUCAUGAUAGCAGCAUAUGACAGUGAGGGCCACGGAAAGUUGACGGUGUUUUCCAUAAAAGCCAUGUUGGCAACCAUGUGCGGUGGGAAGAUUCUGGACAAGUUGAGAUAUAUCUUCUCUCAGAUGUCGGAUUCCAACGGCCUGAUGAUAUUUUCAAAGUUUGACCAGUUUCUGAGAGAGGUUCUGAAACUUCCCACAGCUGUGUUUGAAGGGCCUUCCUUUGGGUACACGGAAAACUCUGUGCGGACGUGUUUCUCCCAGCAGAAAAAGGUCAUGCUAAACAUGUUUUUAGACACGUUAAUGGCUGACCCGCCGCCCCAGUGCCUUGUAUGGCUGCCUCUCCUGCACAGACUUGCCCACGUCGAAAAUGUCUUCCAUCCUGUGGAGUGUUCUUACUGCCGCUGUGAGAGCAUGAUGGGCUUCCGCUACCGAUGCCAGCAGUGCCACAACUACCAGCUCUGUCAAAACUGCUUUUGGCGCGGCCACGCAAGCGGCCCUCACAGCAACCAGCAUCAGAUGAAGGAGCACUCCUCUUGGAAAUCGCCUGCCAAGAAGCUGAGCCAUGCCAUUAGCAAAUCUCUUGGUUGUGUACCCAGUCGAGAGCCUCCUCACCCCGUGUACCCGGAGCAGCCAGAGAAGCCCCUUGACCUGGCCCACACAGGCCCUUCCCGGCCCCUCGCAAACAUGAAUGAUGCCAUGGUGACCCACAUGUCCUCCGGAGCCCCGACUCCAACGAAAAGGUUGCACUACAGCCCAGCCCCCUCCAAGCGGCUUAGGGAUGAGCAUGCCCUGAUCGCAGCCUAUGUGAGCCAGCUCCAGAGCGGCGCACGCAGCGUCCUGGACAGCCCCAGCAGGCUGGAUGAGGAGCACCGACUCAUCGCCCGCUACGCUGCCAGGCUAGCUGCGGAAGCUGGAAACGUGCCACGCCCACCCACAGACCUGGGGUUCAACUUCGAUGCCAACAAGCAGCAGCGGCAGCUGAUAGCAGAGCUGGAGAACAAGAACAGAGAGAUUCUGCAAGAAAUUCAGCGGCUGCGGCUGGAGCACGAACAGGCCUCUCAGCCGACACCAGAGAAAGCCCAGCAGAAUCCGACGUUGCUGGCGGAACUGAGGCUAUUGCGGCAGAGGAAGGAUGAGCUGGAGCAGCGAAUGUCCGCCCUUCAGGAGAGCCGGCGGGAGCUGAUGGUGCAACUGGAAGGGCUUAUGAAGCUGCUCAAGGAAGAGGAGCAGAAGCAGGCAGCUCAGGCCGCAGGGUCUCCUCCGACCUCCCCCGGCCACGGGACAGGGCGCUCCAUGCCCAUGCCAGUCCGGUCCACCUCCGCUGGCUCCACUCCAACUCACGUGCCCCAAGAUUCCCUAGCGGGUGUCGGAGGAGACGUCCAGGAAGCGUUUGCACAAGGGACCCGGCGAAACCUCCGUAACGAUUUGCUGGUAGCAGCCGAUUCGAUCACGAACACAAUGUCAUCGUUGGUGAAGGAGCUUCAUUCGGGUGAGGAAGGAGGUGAGGAGGAGGAGGAAGACAAGAUCCAGAACGGGAAGGACCGAGGUUAAGCGGAAGACUCCGCCCUGGCCAGCCAUUCAGGUAAAGAGGCGCGAGCUCCUCUUCUCAAGACGUUUCCACAUCCUUCCGACGAGGCAUGCGCCAGCCGACACAUCUGCCAUUGUCAAGUUGCAAGGACUGCAACUCGCAGGGAAGCCGCCUCUUUCCAACGGACCGCGUGGCGGCCUUCCUGGGGGGUGGGGAGGGCGGGGGCAUCUCCUUUGGUUUGCAUGUCCUGUUUCCAUCCGUCUCCCCCCCCGUGCUUAAUUGGGCAGCACCUCAUCUCAAGUUUGGACGAGAAGACGUUGUCGAGAGCCGCUUCCAGGCAGAGACCGGCCAUGUCUCCCACGAAGCAUCCUCUUCCCUCCCCGGCAGAGCGGUCGCCUCACCACCCACAGGCCACCACCCCCCGCGUGGUCCCCAGAAAAAGCAGACUUCUUAUUCCAUGUGGCCGAGUUUCCUUGUGCAAAGUGUGGGCGGAAUGCUCUGUUGCGGAAUGCGGAAGCCCCUCUGGCCUUCCCCACAUGACAUGGAUGUCGGGUUCCCUGGGCCGUUGGCGGGUGCAGUUCACGCAGGACAGGCUGGGAGGCAAGUGGGAUGGAUGGCUCCCUGGGUGGUGGGCAGUUCUGGCCCACACAAAGCCCACUGGGAUGAAUGUGGCAGCACAGCCCCCACUUCUUUCAACAGUGGUUGCACAGGGAGCACCCUGGAGGAAUGUGCCCCAUGUUCAGGGGACGGGAUGCGCUGCCAUUUGGCUCUUCCCCCCGGAGUCCCCGAAGGUCUUGUGCCGGCUCAGUGCCAAGAGGAGAGGAGUGGGGCGGAGGGAGACCCAGCCUCUGGAGGCCGCCCUGUGCGGAAUCUUCAAGUGGUGGGGCAGCAGCAGCAGCAGCGCAGCUCACUCAGUUGAAGGGACCCACAAGGGGCAUCUAGUCCACCCCCUGAAUUGCAGGACUCAUAAAAAGCAGCUGGUCUUUGAACAAAGAAGACCCUGGCCCACUUGGGUGCUUGGCACCAGAAGCCAGUCUCUCUACUACUGGCCUUGUUUGGGGUUUGGAAAGUGGCUCUUGGUGGAUGGGCCAAAGGCGUAAAUGGAUGGGGGGGCAGCGAAGGAAGGCAGAGCAA
Messenger RNA from Podarcis raffonei (Aeolian wall lizard), 3108 nucleotides. RefSeq names its product dystrobrevin beta (gene DTNB). The transcript is spliced from 21 exons. The coding region runs from base 108 to 1997 and encodes 629 amino acids. Lineage: Eukaryota; Metazoa; Chordata; Lepidosauria; Squamata; Lacertidae. Gene Ontology annotation, cellular component: plasma membrane; synapse. The record is from RefSeq and is a predicted model, not a curated record. Gene Ontology annotation, biological process: synaptic signaling. Gene Ontology annotation, molecular function: zinc ion binding.